Messenger RNA from Heteronotia binoei (common prickly gecko), 945 nucleotides. RefSeq names its product olfactory receptor 2G3-like. The transcript has a single exon. Gene Ontology annotation, molecular function: olfactory receptor activity; G protein-coupled receptor activity. Lineage: Eukaryota; Metazoa; Chordata; Lepidosauria; Squamata; Gekkonidae. Gene Ontology annotation, cellular component: membrane. Gene Ontology annotation, biological process: G protein-coupled receptor signaling pathway. Bases 1 to 945 code for a protein of 314 amino acids. The record is from RefSeq and is a predicted model, not a curated record.
AUGGGCUCUGGAAACCUCUCUUCCAUCACAGAAUUCAUCCUUGUGGGGCUCACUAACCACCGAAAGACACAGAUCCUUCUCUUCAUGGUCAUCCUCAUCAUCUAUUCCCUCACCCUUAUGGGGAACCUGGUGAUCAUCACGUUGGUGCGAACUGAUUCCUCCCUCUGCACCCCCAUGUACUUUUUCCUCUUGCACCUCUCCGUCUUGGAGAUCUGUUAUGUCACUUCCAGCAUGCCCCAGAUGCUGGCUCACCUUCUCUCUGGACAUGGAGCUAUCUCCUUCAACCGUUGCAUGGUCCAGAUGUACGUGAUUAUCUGCCUGGGUAGUGUAGAGUGUUUUCUGCUGGCUGCCAUGGCUUACGACCGCUACUUGGCCAUCUGCCAUCCUCUGCUCUAUGCCAUCGCCAUGAGUAGGCGAUGUCAGGUUCAGCUUGCCUCAGCCUCAUGGGCAAGCGGCUUCUUUCUGGCAUCAAUAAACGGCUACUUCACCCUUCGCCUUCCCUUCUGUGGCCCCAACCGCAUCAAUCACUUCUUCUGUGACAUGCCUGUGAUGAUCAAACUGGCUUGCGCUGACGUACGAGAGACGGAGCUCAGCAUUACUGUGGUGGCUUCCCUCAUCAUUGUUGUUCCCUUUUUGGCUAUCCUGAUCUCCUACAUGCUCAUACUGUCCUCGGUGAUCCAAAUGCAGUCGGCUGCUGGCUGGCACAAGGCCUUCUCCACGUGUGCCUCCCACUUGACCGUGGUCAUUUUGUUCUAUGGCAUCCUCAUUAUUACGUAUUUGAGUUCAGGAUCAGAGGCGUCUCCUGAUCAUGACAAGGGACUCGCUGUCUUCUACAUUGUGGUCACCCCUUUGCUCAACCCUAUCAUUUACACCCUACGCAACAAGGACAUCCAUGGGGCUGUGUCCAGGAUGCUUCACGGGUGGGGCUUUAAACAGGAAAGAUGA